UCCCGUUUUAUUCCUGUACGCUCCGGCUUUAUAGUGGGCCGACGGCCAGCUCGUUGGUGCGUAGGCCUUUUCUUUCUCGUAUUCUCGUCUGGGGUGCUAGGAUAUCCGAGAUCUCACUCCAGAAUUCUGCCUUCUAUCAGAAAGAUGUCAUUCUGUUUCUCCGUCACAACGAGAUUAACUAAAUUCCCAUCGCGAAAUAUUAUCCCGGCUCCACUAUGUCUUAUAAAUGCAAGCACAGAAACGAUCUCUGUUUCCUAGGGAAUUUACGGUUUUACCUGAUGCACUGCUAUUCCCAUGACUGGUUUCUUGGGAAAGAUAUCGCAUUGGCAUUGAACGUGCCCGCAAAUGCAAACUGGCCCUGACAGCCGAAUGUCGGCCAUGCCGAAUGUCGACCAGCCAGUGGACCACAUUGCCGAAUGUCGACGGAAUUCCUGAGAACACUAAAAUCCGCGCUCAGCGGCCAGAGAAACUGAACUGCAUUAACGAGAAAACCGCUCAACAGCUGUUGGAGGCCGUGGUGGACUUCGAAAAGGACAAGGAUGCUCGAGUGGCGGUGAUAUAUGGCAAAGAUGGAUGCUUCUGCUCGGGCUGGGACCUCGACAGUCUGUUUGGCGAAGACGAGAAAGGGGCUAUGAACAUGUCAAAACUACCCGGUCUCCUUGGACCACCGCGCAGGAAUUUGAUUUCCAAACCGAUGAUUGCGGCUGUUAAUGGGCUCGCUGUGGCUGGCGGUUUAGAAUUGGCGCUCCUAUGUGAUAUGCGCGUGGCUGAAGAGGACGCCGUUUUUGGUGUCUACAGCAAGAAAUACGGUGUCCCUCUGGUUGGUGGCGGAACCGUUCGUCUGCCAGCUUUGAUCGGGGUGUCUCGCGCUGUGGAUUUGAUUCUGACUGGGAGAGGAGUUUCCGGUCAAGAAGCUCUUCAGAUGGGUUUAGCUAAUCGCAUCGUCGACAGAGGCACCGCUGUAGGUGAGGCGGUUAAAAUGGCAACUUUGAUUGCGAAGUAUCCACAAGAAUAUAUGCUAGCUGAUCGGAAGUCAGUCUACUAUGCCACAUACAAUGCUAAAACGCACGAUGAUGCCCUUCUGUUUGAACAUGACAACGGCAAAGAAAUAAUUGCGAAGGGUUCGGAAGGGUCCCCAGGAUUCCCUAGCGGUGCAGGAAGCGAAGACAACGGUUCCGAUGCCAAAAAGAAAGGGAAAAAACCGGGAACCUUUCAUCGUCUUUGAAAAGACAAUUACUCUUGGAAAUAUUGUGCUAUGGGUCUGGAUCUGUUUUGUCACUUGGGUGUUCAGUGUAUACCGAACCUGGUAGGUAGACGCUUGAUAUUCAACUUCGGACUAUCGUUACACUUUGUUACA
This is a messenger RNA of Paramacrobiotus metropolitanus, 1357 nucleotides long. RefSeq lists its product as uncharacterized. Lineage: Eukaryota; Metazoa; Tardigrada; Eutardigrada; Parachela; Macrobiotidae. The transcript has 6 exons. The coding region runs from base 386 to 1225 and encodes 279 amino acids. The record is from RefSeq and is a predicted model, not a curated record. Gene Ontology annotation, molecular function: catalytic activity.